AUGGAGUGCAGUGGCAAGGUGACACCCCAGCUGAUGAUGGCUGUAGGGACAGCUGUGAUUGGUUCUCUUCAGUUUGGUUACAACACUGGCGUCAUCAAUGCUCCUCAGAAUGUCAUUGAGAGCUUCUACAAUGAGACAUGGAGCAGCAGGUUUUCAGAACCCAUCCCUCAGACCACUCUAACAGCUCUGUGGUCACUUUCUGUGGCCAUCUUCUCUGUGGGAGGAAUGUUGGGCUCCUUUUCUGUCGGUCUCUUUGUUAACCGCUUUGGCAGGAGAAACUCCAUGCUCAUGGCCAAUGUGCUUGCAUUCAUUUCCGCCAUAUUUAUGGGCUUCUCCAAGCUGGCUGCUUCCUUUGAGAUGCUCACUAUCGGACGUUUAAUUGUGGGUGUCUAUUCUGGCCUGUCCACUGGUUUUGUGCCCAUGUACGUUGAGGAAAUCUCACCCACAUCCCUUCGGGGAGCAUUAGGAACUCUGCACCAGCUUGGUGUAGUGAUCGGCAUUCUCAUGGCACAGAUUUUUGGGAUUGAAUCCAUCAUGGGGAAUGCAUCCCUGUGGCCCCUCCUGUUGGGUUUUACUCUGCUACCAGCUGUGCUGCAAUGUGUCCUGCUGCCCCUGUGUCCUGAGAGCCCCCGAUACCUCCUCAUCAACUGCAACGAGGAGAGCAAAGCCCGCAGCGUCCUAAUCAAACUGCGGGGCACUGACGAGGUGAGUGAGGAAAUGGAGGAGAUGAAGGAAGAGAGCCAGCAGAUGAUGAAGGAGAAGAAAGUGACCAUCCCUGAGCUAUUCCGCUCCCCCAUGUACCGCCAGCCCAUCUUUGUAGCCAUCAUGUUGCAGCUGUCACAGCAACUGUCUGGUAUCAAUGCUGUGUUUUACUACUCAACUAUGAUCUUUGAGCGAGCAGGUGUGUCCCAGCCUGUCUAUGCAACUAUUGGCACAGGAGUGGUCAAUACUGCAUUCACUGUUGUUUCUUUGUUUGUGGUGGAGCGUAUGGGCAGGAGACCCCUUCACCUCAUUGGUUUGAUGGGGAUGGCAGUCUCAGCAGUGUUUCUAACUGUUGCCAUGGCAUUGUUGGACCAGCUCAAGUGGAUGUCUUACAUCAGCAUUGUGGCCAUCUUCAGUUUUGUAGCCUUUUUUGAAGUUGGCCCUGGCCCCAUCCCAUGGUUCAUCGUGGCUGAACUCUUCAGCCAGGGGCCCCGUCCUGCUGCCAUUGCAGUUGCUGGUUUUUCCAACUGGUCCGCCAACUUCCUAGUGGGGAUGAGCUUCCAGUACAUUGAGCAACUCUGUGGGCCCUACGUCUUCAUCAUCUUCACCAUCCUGCUGCUCGGCUUCUUCGUCUUCACCUACUUCAAGGUUCCAGAAACCAAGGGCUGCACCUUUGAUGAGAUUGCAGCGGGUUUCCGCCAGUCAGCUGGUCAGGGAUCUGACAAGUACUCUGCCCCAGAGGAAUUCAACACCCUGAGGGGGGAUGAGCCUGAUCUUUGAAAGUCUGUAGGCGUGGGGAACACUAAUUUCCAUGUUUUAAAUAUUUUAUCAACUAAUGUUAGAGCCAGUAAUCCGUACUGUCAGCGGUUUUGUUUUCACACAGACUGUAAUAUUUAGAUGGUCGAUCAGUGACCUGACCAAGGAUGUGUUACUGUGGGCUUGAUUUCCAGCACCUGUCACACAUCCCAGUAGGCUUUUAACAUGAAGCGAGUGUUGUGUAGCAACAGGAGAAGCAGGGUUGGUUUAUAUUAUAAGUAGAUGGGUAUGUUGUAUAAUUUUAUACAAUCUUUUCCUUAUUUAUUAAAGGAAAUAGAAUUUUAAACCUUCAGAACAUUAAAAUUUUUUUCAUUUUCUUUCAGUUUUGAAGUUAAAGGUACAAAUAUUAAAUGUCUCUCUGGCCACAUCAAUAAAGGUGUUUCAUGUUUCCAUAGGUGACGGAAA
Molecule: messenger RNA, 1923 nt
Organism: Archocentrus centrarchus (flier cichlid)
Lineage: Eukaryota; Metazoa; Chordata; Actinopteri; Cichliformes; Cichlidae
Gene: slc2a1a
Product: solute carrier family 2 member 1a
Exons: 10
Coding region: 1-1482 (493 amino acids)
Biological process (GO): response to insulin; dehydroascorbic acid transport
Cellular component (GO): basolateral plasma membrane; apical plasma membrane; plasma membrane
Molecular function (GO): D-glucose transmembrane transporter activity
Source: RefSeq, a predicted model, not a curated record